Molecule: messenger RNA, 1875 nt
Organism: Dentiscutata erythropus
Lineage: Eukaryota; Fungi; Glomeromycota; Glomeromycetes; Diversisporales; Gigasporaceae
Source: the annotation of a GenBank genome assembly
AUGGCAUCAUCAAGCACCACGUUCACAUCAGACUCAUCAAACGUUCCUUAUGCAAAUUUUCCUGUAAAUCCUCUUUAUAAAGGAGACGUUCAAAAAAUAAAACAAACAAAUAUAAUUAAACAUUUAAAUAUUACUUUGAGCAUAGCGAGUAUUAUCGGUGGAUUUAUAGUAUUAAUUAUAAUAUUAAUAAUGUGGCUUUAUGAUAAAAAGUUAGUAAACAGAGUUUCACUCCGACUUUCGGGAUUAAUUUCGUUUGUAGACAUUUUAUCGGGAGCUGCGGCAAUAGCAUAUACUUUAUAUGCUGUCGGAGAUACAAACGCAUGUACUUUUAUCGGAUGGGCAAUGUCUUUUCUUCCGACAUUAUAUCUGUUCUUGACAGUGAUGAUAGCAUUUAACCUGCAGGUUGUAUUUCUUCAUCGUAAAAAAGUUUCGUCUUUUUCUGAUAGAUGGUAUAUACCAGUGGCUUUCUUUACCUCUUUUGCCAUAAACAUUUUGCCUUUGAUUUAUCAUCGAUUUGGAUAUGAUACUGAAGGAAAACAAUGUCUUUAUCGCGAUCCUGGUGGAGAUGGAACACUAAAGUGGAGAUUAUUUACUUUUGUCAUCCCAGUUUCUUUUUCUAUGCUAUAUUGCACAUCAGUUCUCAUAGUUGUUAUAAUGAAAUUAAUUUUUGAACAUCGAAAACUGGUCGACGCAGUUCACACGCAAAAAAGUAAUACAACAUUAACAGCAAAGAAUAAACGACAAAAAUUGCUCUUAUUGAAAUUAGUUAGCCGCAUUUCUUUAUAUGCAGCAAUUCCUCUUUUAAAUGUUAGUGGAAUUGUUGUUGAAUACACUAUGUUAUCUAUUAAUAAACAGCUUCGAUUACCACCACCUAUUACUUAUUGGGCAGUUAUUGGAUCAUGCCUUCCCGGUCUAUUUAAUUGUCUUGCUUUUCUUUUUGAUCCUGCUAUUCAUAAUGCUCUACGAAAAGUUAAAAAAGAUCUUAUUGAUAAUUACGGUUAUGAGAAACGUGGAGUUACAGCUUCCUUGAAUACUCCUCCUUUAUCACCAUCUUUUCCGCCAACACCAACUAGUCCAUCAUUUAUUCCUCCACCUUCACCAACAUCGCCACGUACACCUGGUAUGCGAAUCUUGAUACCACCUUAUUCACCAAACAGAUCCGCUGUCUCGCCACUUGGAUCCGCUUUUUCGCCACUUAGAUCUCAAUUUGACCAUAAUGUUACUCGAACUAAAAUGAAUCCAAACCGGCCAAUUUUAAGAUGGUUUGUCAGGACGUUUUUAGACAAGCAAAAACUUCCCGUCAUACCAAAUGGCCUUUCAAUAAGUUCAGGAUCAGAUCGUGGACAUGCAUACAGUUCUGCUAGCGCCAAUUCUGGAGUCAUAUCUGGUCAAAGUUUUGGUCAUGAUUAUCGUAAUGGCGAAACACGCAAGUAUACGUAUGACAUAUAUAACAGCGCAAUUGAUAAGCGAAGGAAAACAUUUAUGAAGCGAAUAUCACGUGUUCUAGCUACGCCUACUGAAGAACGUGAAUUGGACUUUUCAAUAACAACCUCUACAGAAACAGUUGUUACAAGCAGUGAUUUAACAGAUUCAUUUGAAUCCGAGACCAAAACAGUAGUUAACCCUUCUAAAAAACCAUGUCACAAAGAAAAACCACGAUUAGUUUAUGAACAUAAUUUUGAUGGUAGCGGCGCAUUUUUAUUUCCUCCUGUGGUGGGAAACACUACUAUUAAUAUUCAUGUGCAUCAGUAUCCUUCAAAUACUUAUAUUGAAGCAGGGCCGUCACGAUAUUUCAAUCAUCGCAGAUCUGAUUCUAGUGAUUCCGCAAUAUCAAGAGAUUCAGAAAAUAAUAUCUAUUUUGAAGUCGAAUUUUGA